AUGAGAAAUUCACCAUUAUCUAGACUAUCAGAGUAGCGAUAAUAAGGGAAGAAUUCCUCGAAUUUUUCUGAUUUGACAGUUUAAGAAUCAAGCAAUUAUCGUUUAAGAUUCACACCUUUAGGCUCACCGUCGGCUAGGCACAAAGGAACAAUUGUAAUGAAAAGUCACGAAACAAUUAUACUGAAUAUGUUGUCGUCGACUCAUAGACAAAUAGAUCAGCCAUUUAAGGCUUGUUAAGAAUGCACUCAGGAUUUUGGUAUGGUUCACCAAUAUUGUCAGUGCAAGGGAAUCACAUAUCACGAAAAGUGCAUUUAGGAUACAGCCAGGAAGAAUGCCAAGAAAUAGAAGGAGUAAGCAUUUAUUUGCAAAAAUGAAUGCUCCUAUCCAUUCCAAAUCAAUGGAUACUACAUGUAUGAAAUGGUGUAGAAUUAGGAGAAACAUUAAUACAAUUGGGAAGUGGCUCAUUCUUACAAUAGUGAUCGCCUUCCUUGUGUUACUGUUUUUGGUGAUUGGUAUUGUCUUGUUUCGAGAUGUAUUCAACAGUGUUGA
Paramecium tetraurelia is the source of this 549-nucleotide messenger RNA. RefSeq lists its product as uncharacterized. The transcript has a single exon. The record is from RefSeq and is a predicted model, not a curated record. Lineage: Eukaryota; Ciliophora; Oligohymenophorea; Peniculida; Parameciidae.